Colossoma macropomum (tambaqui) is the source of this 2189-nucleotide messenger RNA. RefSeq lists its product as uncharacterized. The coding region runs from base 307 to 924 and encodes 205 amino acids. The transcript has 9 exons. The record is from RefSeq and is a predicted model, not a curated record. NCBI's taxonomy places the organism in Eukaryota, Metazoa, Chordata, Actinopteri, Characiformes, Serrasalmidae.
UGAAAGUGAUAUAAGGUAAAUUUAAAUGCAUCUGCUGAACAUUUGUAUGUCCCAAAGCAGGCAGGUUGUUAAGCUGUUUGCUAUUGCAAAAAAUGACCGAAACCUCUAGUUAUGUCUUGAUUUGCAUAUGUGCAUGUAUCACUAACAGUAACUGGCUGGACUGAGGUCCAAACAGCCUUCAUCUGUUUAAACUGCCUCACUUCUUCUGUAGCAUCAGCAUCAUAGGACCGUAGAUUCUGAAGGGGGGUUUAAGAAGUGGAUGUGGGUGUCCUAUCAUCACCACUGUGAACAAUUCUGACUGGAAGAAUGGCAGUGGUUGGUGUAGGCCUAACUUCCUUCCUUGUCUCUACACUGCUCUACCACGUGCGAGCUAACUCUACCUGCAUGCCAUCGGAGUGUCUAAAUUGUUCCUCGUCUAAUGCAGGAAAUUGCCUGCUGUGCUCGGGAAACAGUACCAGCUUUUGUGAUGUUCCCAUGACCUGCAGUAAAGACUUCAAGGUACAGUUGAUUGCCACCUCCUUCACAGUCGACGAAGGAACUCAACUGAACUUAACCUGUGUUCAAGAUCUGCCUCAAAACCUGACUAUUGCCUUUGAGUGGUCAAAGAAUAAUCAGUUGAUUAAGGGUGAGAACAGAAGCAUUUUGGUUAUGAAGAUAAAGGAGACGAUUACACUAUCAUGUACUGUACGGAGUCCAUGUGGGGAUUUCAGCUCUGCCCCUCAGGGUGUGACUGUAAACGAUCAAGCAGGGAUCAUUCUGCUAAUCUGUGGGGUAUCAGCUGUGGUCAUCAUUAUCCUGCUCGCUGUCAUUAUGAAAGUUUUGAUAAAGAGAAACGAAGUCCAAAGAGAGGCCAGGAAACGCCACAGGCAAACACACAUGCAAAACAUCUCCAGCACCACCACCACCGUCCCACGCUACUGGUGAAAAAGGAGAGAGAGAGAGAAAGAGAGAGUGGUUGCAUCCAAAGUCGCAUGCUACCAUACAUAGUACGUCAAAAAUGGUACACCUGUAGAAGUCCAUUUAUUAGUAGUAUGUGUGGACGCAGCUAGAGUGUUAUUAUACAGAGCCAUUAGCCAUUUAAUCAGUCCCAGGUCUACCUGGAUGGCUGUGGAGUAAACAACCAAAGAAAUAUUAAUGUACUACUCUUUGAAAACUCUUUCCUUUCUCUGCUGUAUAAUAAUCGCUUCAUGCAAUUGAUUAACUUAUCUAUGCUCGGCCCACAAAUAUGUUGUUUUAUAGCAGCUGUUAGAGGUCUGAUAAGCUUUACAGAACCUUGGCAAAAAUCAAGAAAGGAGAAAUUGUGCUGCACAGCCCAGUUUAGUCAGAAUGCCUACAUUCGGAGUAAGUUAUAAAUGUAAAAUGAAAUUUAUUUUGUGUCUGGGUGAAAGGUCACACUGUUAGAAUAGACUGGAUGUAAUCAUUUUUUGUGUGAUUGAGGUUUAUAGGGAUAAACAUCUGAUUGGUAGGCUAAGCAGGACGUUCAGUGGCUUCAGUUGAUUUUUAAAGGUGUAAUUUCAAAAUUUCUGCAUAAUUCAAUCAUUAGAACUGAUACAAAGUCAUUCAGAGUGGGUUUGGGGUGAAAUGGUUCAUUGUAGAGAAACUUACUGGCUCUGAUUUCUUUAUAGUGGUGGUGAUAAGAACGAGGGGUCACUUACUGUAGAACAAAAUCUUGCUGUAGAACAAUGUCUUAGAUAUCAGGCAGUGCAUUCGUAACCAUUUCAUGUAAUAACUUUAAGUGAGGGAACUUUUAAGACAUCAGAUAAUUCUGAUGUCUCGUGCCUAUCACCACUGAUUCUGUAAGAACAGAACUUUUCACAUCAGCAUGAUUUUGUUUAUAUCAUAACCAUUUAAUCAUGCAGACGUGUUGGAGAAUCAGUGGAGUUCUUCUUUAAAAUUGCAUGCUAGCUACGUUAAUGGUUGUAUAAAGACCUUGUUGCUUCUACUACUAGCAGUAACACUAAUGGCUCCACAGAAGUUGUGCACUACAGUUUCUCAUUAGGGUGAAUGGAACUUUUGUCUGUGUUCUGUGAAGUUUGUCCAACCUCACAGCAGUAGCUUUAAAAGAAGUGGCUGGAUGGAUAAGUAGACUUUAGUGCACAGUUUUUAUGUAUUUUGCUGAGUUUAACAUACUGGCAAAAAAUAAAGCAUAAAAUGUGCCAUAACCUUUGCACAGGCCACAUUUUAUGUUU